Podospora pseudocomata is the source of this 2592-nucleotide messenger RNA. RefSeq lists its product as uncharacterized. Lineage: Eukaryota; Fungi; Ascomycota; Sordariomycetes; Sordariales; Podosporaceae. The record is from RefSeq and is a predicted model, not a curated record. Gene Ontology annotation, molecular function: ATP hydrolysis activity; ATP binding. The transcript has 5 exons. Bases 276 to 2414 code for a protein of 712 amino acids.
UUCUGUGAUGGAUCGCCCAAGGGUACGGCGCAGCCUUUUCCGUCCCUCUACAUCCAUUAUUAACUUAUAUCGACCCUACAUUCUUCACUUCCUAGCAUCGAUUUCACUUUCUAGGUAUCCAGGAAGUACUGUCCAGUUCUCCACCAUUUUGUCACCAUUCACCUUUCCUACAAGACACCUCACAUUUUUUUUAUUAGACAGCCUUGUGGUUGUCGAGUAGAACUCCACAUCGACGACGACGAUACAACGACCGUUCGAAUUUUUGACUUGGAGCUAUGUCUUCUGAGGAGACUAAGGUGGUUGCCACGCCUGAACCCGGUGAGCAGUGCGAUGUCAAACACCUCAAACGCAGCUAUGUGGAUGGAAGCAAUGACCCGGUGGUUACCGAGGGUGACUCAGAUCCGGUCAAAAAGGAGGAAGACACAAAACAUCAGUCAUUUGCCCUAGUGUCGACACAAAACUUCGAUAAGGAUAACAAUCGCACCGAUACAACGCUUUUGAUCAAUUCCAAGCACAUACUCGCCGCUCUCACAAGGGUAGUUCGUUACUAUCCCGACCAAGAAGAGGAAUUCGACAAACCCUCUGAGCUGACAUCACCAUUCAAUCUUCUCUAUCAUCAUCGCAAGGAGCUUUCUGAGGAGGCUUCUAGGGUAGGCGGUGACGGUACCCUCCAUCUCAACCUUCUCCUGAGCUACCUUGACAAGCAGAAGUGGGCCGAGGCCGAGACACUCACAACUCGAGAGAAUCCUGUCAUUACAUUUGAUCUACUUUGGUUUGUUUUCAAACCCGGCGACUUGCUAUACAGGAUGGUAAAUGGCGAGCCUGCUUUGUACUGGCUUGUGAGCGUGUGCUAUGACGAAACGCAAACAACAGGAGAUCCAUGGAAAUACCUCGAGCUUGAGUGUCUAUAUCAAGCACACGACGGAAAGAAAACGGGUGUGGUGCGGGAAAGUCUCAAAAUAUAUGAACACCAGGAAUUUGCGGGCGAUACCCCCGAGAAGAUUACAAGCCUUUCAAUCUUUCCGCUAAAGUACCACAAAGACAGAGAAGGAAUAAAAGAACGCCUUGUGAAGCGCGGACAACGAUAUUUGGAGCUAGUGCAAAAGCAGGGCCAAGCAUAUCAUUACGAAGGUCUAUGCAGAAGGCUCAAAACACCUCCUGGGGGCUCAUACUUUCCCAGCGAAGAAGAAUUUAUUGGCGUCUGGCUCCCAGAAACAGCUACCGGAAGAGUCGUCUUAGACUGUUCAACAUUCAUGGAAGAUAAUCCUUUCCACCGCGUCAAUGUUUCCAAUUGGAGCAUCUCGAAAGUCCAGUGGCUGAAGCAAGAGAGUCUAGACAAAACAACCGAUGGCUUCGAUGAUCCUACACUACUCUGUCUGCCAUAUGUCUAUGGGUAUUCUCUGGACAUGCGAUGCUGGUGUAUGUUCUCUGUAGACAAGGUGAAGACGACCGACUGGAAACAUAAAGACUUUGAUUCGGUUGUCCUUCCGGAUGGAUAUAGGAAGAUCAUCACAUCACUUGUUAAAAGUCACAAAUUCGCCAGUCAUACCCGAGAUGAGACUGCCCUCAAAGGCAAGGGUCUGAUAUUUGUUUUGCAUGGCCCUCCUGGGACUGGCAAAACAAGAACAGCUGAAGCAAUUGCCGAGACAACCUCAAAGCCGCUCUUGCUAUUCCCAACCGGAGAACUCGGGGGUGAUCUGAGAAGCAUUCAGUCAGAGCUGAGGCGGCUAGUUAGAUACGGAACUGCAUGGAAGGCCAUUCUACUCAUCGAUGAGGCGGAUGUAUUUCUGGAAUCCAGACAGGUUGACGGACAUGUGUCGUUGGAGCGUAAUGCUCUUGUAGCAGUUUUCUUGAGGCAGCUGGAGUAUUUCCAGGGCAUCAUAUUUCUGACCUCCAACCGCGCCCAAAUGUUCGAUCCCGCAGUCAAGUCCCGCAUCAACGUUAUGCUGCACUACCCCUCGCCCGACAAAGAAACGCGAAAGCUGUUGUGGGCACAACGGCUAGGACCAAUAUUGAAACUCAAAUCCUUGCCAAAAUGCGAACUGGAUCUAGAUUCAGCAACGGAGACACUGUCGGAGUAUGAGAUGAACGGUCGGGAGAUCUCAAAUGCUGUCAACUCGGCUUUGACCAUAGCCAAAGCUGAUACGCUCACCCUUAACAUGGACCACCUUCGGUCUGUGGCAAAAAUAUGGAAAGACUCACAGGAAAAGAGCGUCGAACUGGGACCAGUUGUGGACGCAGUUCAGGAGAUCAAAAGGAUUCCGUCCAUCAGUGAGGUUCUUAGGACACUUAAAAUCCCGCUUUGGGUCUGGAAAAUAUUCGUUUCAGCAUUCCUUGCUGGCGCUCUAUUUCAAGGGUCCCUUAAAAUCUUUAAGGCAAGGAUAAGGUGGCGAGGGCGUCGAGCUCACAGGUGAACUGGUCUUGGGAGAGGAUAGUUGAAUAUGCACUGAAACUGUAAGAAUAUGUGUUCUAUAACAAGAAGGAAGAUUAUUAAAGGGAUAGAUAUGUAGUAGGGGGUCUGUCAGGGGGAAAAUCUUGAGAACCUUUCCUACAAAUGUUCACGCGCAGUCAUUGCUAGAAACCAGAUUUCAG